AUGAAGCUUGUGUUCACACUUUUAGAAACAAAAUCAACAAAAAAAGAAGCUUCUGCUCUAAGUGAAAAACAGGUGAAAUCAAAAACUGAACGAAGCAAAGCAGAGGUUGCUGCUGCCUCAACAAAAAAAGCAACCACAGGAAAGAAGGAAGAGAAAUCAACCAAAACAGCUGAGCAAGGAGCUUCAAAAGAAAAAGCUGGGAAGACUAUUUCAGGCUUGAAAGAAAAAGAGCCUAGUAAAAGGAAAGAAGAAAAGGCUACAAUAUCCCUAAAGGACAAAGGUACACAGAAAGAAGAAAAACCAGCAAAACCAGACAUACAGAAAGAAGAAAAACCAGUUAAAUCAGGUACACAGAAAGAAGAAAAAUCAGCAAAACCAGCUGCUCCAGACAAGACUCAAACAUACAUAUCCCAAGCUAAGAAAGAAGAACUAACAACAAAACCAGCUGCCGCAGACAAGACUCAAAUACACAAACCUAAGCCCAAGAAAGAAGAAAAACCCACAAAACCAGAACACGAUACUAUGAAACUAGAAAAGUCUGUUUCUCAAUCUAAACCAGAGGAAAAAAUUAUCAAGCAAGUAAAAACUGCUACCAUUGACAAAGCAGAACAAACUGAACAUCAAAUAAAAGAAAUCCCAACUGCUAAAGCAGGUAAUAAGAUGCUAGGUUGUGGAGAAUUUAAGCAAAUAAUUUGA
Molecule: messenger RNA, 696 nt
Organism: Sarcophilus harrisii (Tasmanian devil)
Lineage: Eukaryota; Metazoa; Chordata; Mammalia; Dasyuromorphia; Dasyuridae
Product: triadin-like
Exons: 16
Coding region: 1-696 (231 amino acids)
Source: RefSeq, a predicted model, not a curated record